This is a messenger RNA of Procambarus clarkii (red swamp crayfish), 3126 nucleotides long. The record is from RefSeq and is a predicted model, not a curated record. NCBI's taxonomy places the organism in Eukaryota, Metazoa, Arthropoda, Malacostraca, Decapoda, Cambaridae.
AAAACUGGAAGCCGCCCACCGCAGCGGCCCACAAGUCCCCGUGUGAGGGAACAAGUGAGCAGCAACCCUCCUCCACUCUAUUUAACUAAUUAAUGCACAUGCUGGAGGCAAAUAUUGCGGGAACUUUACAAGAUGUUAAUAUUGUGAGAGUGGAGUGUGAGAGGAGGGAGGCUGUGAGAGGUGGGUGUGUGAAGGAAGAAGUUAGCAGCGGAGUGUGUUAUGGAGGUGACGGUACAAGAGGACGACCCGGCCACUACCACUUAUCCACCCAACAAGGGCUCUGAGGCCGCCCAGGAAGACCCAGUCUCCCUCAGACAUGAGCUACUCCUUCAUGAAAUAGAGGCUAUCGAUGAGUACUGGGGCCCCACCUUCAGGACCAUAUACGAUGGAGAUGAACAUGGCAAAUUCAUGGAAAGGUUGGAUACAAGAAUCCGAAACCAUGACAGGGAUAUUGAACGCAUGUGUAACCACCACUAUCAGGGCUUUAUUGACUCAAUUCGGGAGCUUCUGCAAGUCAGAUCUCAGGCACACAAACUCAAGACGGAAGUUGUAAGAAUAGAUGACGAAGCCCAAGAAUCUGCAAAAAAACUCCUUGCUAAAAGUGAAGAGUUGAUAAAAACAAGAAAGGUUCAAUCCAACAUUUGUGCAGCUAUUGAUGCUCUCACAUUAUGUUUGCCAGUGUUGACCACUUACUCCAAACUACAAAAACAGAUGCAGGAAAAAAGGUACUAUCCGGCUCUGAAGACCCUGGAACAGCUUGAGCAUACAUAUUUGCCUCGGGUAGCUAGUUACAGAUUUGCUCAGCAGAUGCGUGAUAACAUCCCGAGGGUGCGAGAAGAUAUCAAGCACGCAUCCAUGUCCGAUAUCAAAGAUUUCCUGGAAGCCAUUAGAAGGGUAUCAACAAGAAUUGGUCAGGUGGCCAUGAAACAUUCAUACUGCACUGACACUUUCCUUAUGUUAAACAUCAAGAAUCUUAUUAUGCUCUUUGCCCAUACUUUGCAGAACUAUGGGUAUACUGUGAAUCCUCUGCAUGAACUACUGCUGGAGGUGAAGGAUCAUUAUAACGAGGUCUUGAUGCAGAAGUGGGUACAGGUGUUUAGAGAUAUCUUUGAAAAGGACAAUUACCAUCCAAUACAAGUGGAGACACCGGAAGAAUAUAAUAAUAUCAUUGAGGUUUUCCCAUACCAUGACAAAGCGCUUGAGCAAGCAUCUUUCCCAAAACGUUUCCCUUUUAGUUUAAUGGUUCCUAAAGUAUAUAGGGAGGUCAAAAUUUAUAUUGGUGCCUGCCUGGAGUUUUCAGAAGAUUUAAAUUUAAGUCAAACAGAAAAAGAGGAUAUGGUUCGAAAGUCGACCAACCUGCUCUUGACUCGUACCUUAAGUGGCUGCCUGGCAACUUUGAUCAAAAGACCUGGCUUGCGUCUGCUGCAACUAAUCCAGAUCACGAUCAACACACUUCAUCUGGAGCAUGCUAAUGUUCUCUUAGAACACUAUGUUGCCAAGAUAACAGGGAGCAUAGAAGACAGCAGUAAACCAGGUGUCGGGAGACUACAAGGCAAAGCUAUGUUCAAGGACAUAAGAGGAGAAGCAGAGGAGCAAAUAUACAUUGCUCUCAAACAUAAGAUAGAUGAAUUCUUGGACCUGGCAUCUUACGACUGGAUGCUAGCAGAACCACAAGGCACCUCGUCAUCUUAUGUCACUGAUUUAAUAGCCUUCCUUAAUUCAACAUUUACUGCCUUUACUAAUUUACCGGUGAGAGUGGCACAGACUGCUUGUAUGUCGGCUUGUCAACAUGUAGCAAAGUCUCUGAUGGCAAUGCUGUUAAGUGAAGAUGUCAAACAGAUGUCACUUGCUGCACUAGAGCAAGUCAACCUUGAUGUCAUCCAAUGUGAACAAUUUGCAGCUUUUGAACCAGUGGAAGGUUUUGAGGAGGGUGCCCUUCUUAUGUGCUUCUCUGACUUGCGGCAGCUCCUUGACCUCUUCAUGACAGAGGACUGGUCUACAUAUUUACAUGAUUAUGGAUCAGAAAACUCCAAGUAUCUUCGAGUCAAUCCCCAUAAUGCUAUAAUUAUUGUUGAAAAGCUUAGAGAAGGUGAAAAGAGAGGCAUGUUCUCAAUCCUCAAGAGAAGUGACAAGAAGAAGCUCUUAGAAACUGUUCUCAAGCAGCUCCGUCAGCUCACUCACAUGCAACACACAUCAUGAGGGCCCUCCCUCUCUCUCUCUCUCUAUCUCUAUAUCUCUCUCUCUCUCUCUCCAGAGCAAUGUGCUUCAAAUACUCUUGUGUAUAUCCAUCUUUAUACAAAAGGUUCCUUAGUUAAUUUUUUUUAUCUUUUUGGGUCCGGGAAGGAAGGGGGGUAAAGCGUUGGAGUAGAGUGGAUGCUGUGAUAUGUGUGCGGCUCAUCAGUGUUAUUAAGGCCACAAUGCAGCCCCAGGUUAGUGGGAGGCAGUAUAAACACUACCUUGUCUUUAAGGCUAGUAGUUAACUGGAAACCAUUUGGCUUCAGAACUGAUGCAUUAAUUAGUUAAUUUUUGUAAAUAUUUUUCCAAUAUUUCGAUUGAAUUUUAUUGAAAGAAAGGCAGGUGUUAAACAUGUACAUAUCAAAGUCUGCUAAUGGAUUAUGUUUCACAAUUAGUCAUCAGUGAAUACUAUUUUGUCAUGAUAUUCACAUAAAAUUAAGCAACAUUCCAUUAAUUAGUUGCAAUUGUAUAUACAGUAGAAUCAAAAUCGUGAAAAGUUCAGCCAAAGGCUCAGUGCUUCUUUCUUUUGUGUAUAAAUGUGAAUGAGUGUGAACUAAGGAGAAAGGAGGGAAAACAUAUAAUGUCUUUAUGCACUCUUCGUACGUCAUGUUUCAUAUUAUUCAUGUGUGAAGUUUGUUGACAAAGUUAAGUGGUGUGAAUCAUAAACUUGUGUGAUUUGCUCUUUCAUCUUGCUUGGUGCAUUUUAUUUAUAUUUGAAGGAAGAUCUUUUAUAAAUGUUACGGAUGUCUGAAAGAUUUGAUGUAAAUUAUUACUACUUUGCUCUUCUAGGAUUACAUAUAUUCUGUACAAAUAAUGCUAUAACUACUGAGAAUAAAUACUGUAUUCCACUUUGUACAGAUUACUGUUAAAUAUAAUAAAGUAUUGUGUUAA